UUUACAGUGGCCCAUCCCCAGGAGCCUCACCACCCCUCUGAAAAGCCGGUCAUCCACUGCCAUAAAUGUGGGGAGCCAUGUAAAGGUGAAGUACUCCGUGUUCAAGCCAGACACUUUCACAUCAAAUGCUUCACCUGCAAAGUGUGUGGCUGUGACUUGGCACAAGGAGGCUUUUUCAUUAAGAAUGGGGAAUAUCUUUGCACCUUGGAUUACCAGCGCAUGUAUGGUACCCGCUGCAAUGGUUGCGGGGAGUUUGUGGAAGGCGAAGUAGUGACAGCUCUGGGAAAAACUUAUCAUCCAAGCUGCUUUGCCUGUACUGUUUGCAAGCGUCCAUUUCCACCAGGGGAUCGAGUUACCUUUAAUGGAAGGGACUGUCUCUGUCAGAUGUGUGCUCAGCCAAUGUCCUCCAGUCCAAAGGAGCUGUCUGCCUCCAGCAAUUGUGCUGGCUGUGGAAGAGACAUAAAAAAUGGACAAGCGUUGCUAGCUCUGGAUAAGCAGUGGCACCUGGGGUGCUUUAAGUGCAAGGCUUGCGGGAAGGUCCUAACUGGGGAAUACAUCAGCAAAGAUGGUGCUCCUUAUUGUGAAAAGGACUAUCAAGUUCUUUUUGGAGUCAAAUGCGAGGCAUGUCACCAGUUCAUUACUGGGAAAGUCCUAGAGGCAGGUGACAAGCAUUAUCAUCCAAGCUGUGCACGAUGCAGCAGGUGCAACCAAAUGUUCACGGAAGGAGAAGAAAUGUAUCUGCAAGGUUCCACUGUCUGGCAUCCCGACUGUAAGCAAUCCACUAAGACUGAAGAUAAACUAAGGCCUACAAGAACAUCAUCAGAAAGCAUUUAUUCCAGACCGGGUUCCAGUAUACCUGGCUCUCCAGGCCACACUAUCUAUGCAAAAGUAGACAAUGAAAUCCUUGAUUACAAGGAUUUAGCAGCCAUUCCCAAAGUCAAGGCCAUUUAUGACAUUGAACGUCCAGACCUAAUUACUUAUGAGCCAUUCUACACUUCCGCCUACGAGGACAGACAGGACAGACAGAGUCUUGGAGAGUCUCCAAGGACAUUAUCACCUACCCCUUCUGCAGAAGGUUAUCAAGACGUUCGAGAUCGCAUGAUUCACAGGUCUACUAGUCAGGGCUCCAUUAAUUCUCCAGUGUACAGUCGUCAUAGCUACACACCCACCAUGUCACGUUCCCCUCAGCAUUUCCACAGACCUGGCAAUGAGCCGUCCAGCGGUCGGAACUCCCCUGUCCCUUACCGGCCCGACAGCCGCCCUCUCACUCCAACUUACGCUCAGGCCCCUAAACAUUUCCAUGUUCCAGAUCAAGGUGUCAACAUUUACAGAAAACCACCCAUCUACAAACAACAUGCUGCCUUGGCAGCACAGAGCAAGUCCUCCGAGGAUAUCAUCAAGUCCUCCAAGUUCCCAGCAGCUCAUGCACCAGCACCCAACGAGAUACCAAAGAUUGAGACGGACCACUGGCCAGGUCCUCCCUCCCUUGCGGCCGUAGGAGCUGACAUGAGACGCAGAUCAAGUGGAAGAGAGGAAGAUGACGAGGAGCUACAGAGACGCCGGCAGCUGCAGGAGGAACAGCUCAUGAAGCUCAACUCUGGUCUGGGACAAUUGAUAUUGAAAGAAGAGAUGGAGAAGGAGAGUCGCGAUAGGUCAGCCCUUUCGGCCAGUCGUUAUGAUUCUCCAGCACAUGCUUCAGCCUCCAAAACCUCUUCUCUCCCUGGUUAUGGAAAAAAUGGACUUCACAGGCCGGUAUCUACAGAUUUCGGUCAGUACAACAGUUAUGGGGAUGUGAGUGGUGGUGUUAGAGAUUUCCAGUCCCUUCCGGAUGGUCAUGUCCCUGGAAUGAGAAUGGACAGAGGAGUAUCUAUGCCUAACAUGUUGGAGCCAAAGAUUUUUCCAUAUGAAAUGCUCAUGGUGACCAACAGAGGGCGAAAUAAAAUACUAAAAGAUGUAGACAGAACCAGGCUUGAGCGUCACUUAGCACCUGAAGUUUUUCAAGAUAUAUUUGGCAUGACGAUACAGGAGUUUGACAAGUUACCUCUCUGGAGACGCAACGACAUGAAGAAAAAAGCAAAACUCUUUUAAUCUCCCUUUAAACAAACCAACAAAAAAUGAUGCAUAGGAUAUUGUAUCAUACAGUCCAAACUAUUUGGAAGCAAAUACUUAUCCACCAAAAAGGGAAAAAUCACACUGUGGCACCUCUGCACACAGCAAAUGAACAAGAUGAACGUUUGCCCUCCUGGAACAUAGGGAGAAAAUAUCUGGUCUCAGAAACAACAAUUAUAGUUUUCAGAGGUGUCGACUUGUUAAAUGAUAUUAUACAAGAUAGGAAACUGUUCGGUUCUUCUCCCUCAAUGAUAUUCCCUUUGCUUCUCUCCACAAUUUGAUGGACUUUAUCGCUAGAGCCAGGAAGUGCCCUUAGGAUGCCUUGUAGACUAAAGUUGUAACCACUCCAAGAACUGGAAAAGAAUAUAUAUAUAUUUAUAUAUA
Messenger RNA from Apaloderma vittatum (bar-tailed trogon), 2493 nucleotides. It is a transcript of the gene ABLIM1, whose product is annotated as actin binding LIM protein 1. The record is from RefSeq and is a predicted model, not a curated record. Lineage: Eukaryota; Metazoa; Chordata; Aves; Trogoniformes; Trogonidae. Gene Ontology annotation, molecular function: actin filament binding. The transcript has 22 exons. The annotation marks the transcript as partial. Gene Ontology annotation, cellular component: actin cytoskeleton; stress fiber. Gene Ontology annotation, biological process: lamellipodium assembly; cilium assembly; cytoskeleton organization.